This is a messenger RNA of Clonostachys solani, 2022 nucleotides long. NCBI's taxonomy places the organism in Eukaryota, Fungi, Ascomycota, Sordariomycetes, Hypocreales, Bionectriaceae. The record is from the annotation of a GenBank genome assembly.
AUGGGGAGUCAAAGCAUUUACCUCUUAGCGUUGCAAUGCGAAUCUCUCUUUGAACAGGACAUCGCUGAGCUCCAGAGCCGACAGGGCAGGCUCAAUAGCAAAGGUAUCAUUUUACUUAAGUUUCUCCAAAACAGUCAUGCCAGAUUCAGUGCAUGGGCUUCCUACAUGGGUGUCUUUGCCGACCCAGAUGUCUCCCUUGAUCAACGGCUCCGAAUAAGCGAACUUAUUCAGCAGAUGGUGUUGGAUAUGCUUGAAGUAUUACACAGCAAUUUAGAUCUGUUAAAGGCCCUUGUGAGCCAGAUGACAAAAAGCUCGUUGGAACAUAAGAGAUCAAGAUCGCACAGCUUAGAUCUACAAGAGCUGGAAAAUAAAAUCCAAAAGUCAAAGGAGUCAAUCGAUGGCUCCGUCAGCCGUCUUCAUCGACUCGGUGCAACGAUACGCCAAUCAUCUACGGCAGGUCUGGCCUCUCGGGUGAAAGCGUUUACAGCCAAAAGGUCGACGACUUCUUUGGAGAAAAUCACAGCCCUCAUUGUUUCAACCCUCUACCCUGGUGCCUCAAAAAGCCUCCAUAAAUUACUCAGUCGCUCCAUUCUCGAUCGGUAUUUCCGCCUAAAGUACAAACAGCAACAUCAACGGCACUUGUCACAGCGGAGGGCUAUGCACAAAAUCGAUGAAAAUGAUCUAGUUCUAAACAUAAAAAAUGAGAAACCGGCCGAAAUCCAACCCAAAAUACUUCCCAUGCGGAAUCCUCGUGAGUUGAAAGAUCUGGCGCCUUCGAAAUCUCAUGGAGAGCGCUCGAAACCAUCAACUCUCCAAGAAAGUCAAGUUUUGAAUACCAUCAACAAUACAGUAGCGAAAUCCGUCGCUACAAGCGCUUCUACAGUUCUAAUAACAGACAUUCGAUAUCCAAAGCCUCCGAAACCCGAAACUCCGUGGGCAGGCCACACUUCGUGCGACUGGUGCGCUAUGGCUUUUGAAAAUGCAAAGUUCAAGGAUCCGCGAUGGUGGAGAAAACACGUGGACCACGACUUGAAACCGUAUAUCUGUCUCGCCAAAGAGUGCUUAGACACGGAAGUGGCGUUUGGCAGGUACAGUGCAUGGAAAUCUCAUAUGAAUCAGGCACAUUCCGCUUCAUGGGUCAAGGAUGUUUGCACUGAAACACAAUGGAAAUGUGACUUUGAUAAUAGCAUGCAUCACGAUGAAGAGUCUCUCAAGACACAUAUGAAGGACUCCCAUCAAGAUCUCCUCACGGAAGAACAGAUCUCCGAAGUCGCGUCCUGGAGUGCGGUUCCUGUUCAGCCAGACACAGAGAGGUGCCCUCUAUGUCAAUAUUCGCCCAUAGCAGAGCCUGAUAUGCCUGACGCAAGUGAUGAAGAACGAAUACCGCCUCCAAGUCAGUCUGUGUCCGUGGGCUCCAGUCUUCGAAGACAGCGAUCCGCGGGAGGCAGGCGCAAAAAGCGUCCACGGGUCCGAUUUCACGACAGUCAACCUAUUAAAUUAGAGGAUUCAGAUGCCGAAUCAUCGGGAAGCGCGGAGACGGACAACGAUGAAAGCUCAAAACAAUCAUGGAGUAACCGAAUGCGACUAGAACGCCAUAUAUCCAGCCAUCUCAAGGCACUUUCUUUUAUAUCUCUGCGUCUGGACGCAUUCCAAGCGAAUGUAAAUGGUGAGGACGAUGAAGAUACGGGCAGUCAGAACUUCCUAGAUGACACUAGUGGAAGCGGCGAUAUCAGUGGAUGGGACAGCAACAUAGAUGCCAUGUCCUUAACAUUUGAAGAUGUCGGGAACGAAAUUGAGCUUCCACCUGUCGAUGGCAUUGAACCGGACAUGAGUAGUUUUGACAGUUCAGGGGUCUUGCCCGCUCUAGGCGAGAUGGGGGAGCUCCCGUCGUUGAACCAUCCAGGUUAUGAGCUUCGACGAUCGCCAAGAUUUCAACUAAUCCCAACAGACAAUGGAAAGUUUAAAGUUGUUUGGCCAUGGGGGGAAGAGGACUUGGAUUCUGCAUUUUAUCCCCGACAAUAA